GACGUGCAUGGGUAAAUAGAUCACCCCAGUGUGAUUAGAAGGCGUUUUACAAGUGUGAUUGUUGUCUCCAUUGCCUCACCAUGUGUUGUGUGGGCAUUCACAGAAUGGAUGAAGAUAUUGGAUUCAAAAGAGUGAAACAGGCCUAUUUUUAUAUUUCCAUUUUCCUCAGUCAGAUGUCCCUCUGAUACCAUUAUUUGGGAUCCGGCUGGAAGGAGUUGUAGCUGCUGGCAUAUUGCCUUUGUUGCUUACUAUGAUGCUAUUUCUUGGUCCCUUGGUCCAGCUGGUAGUGGAAAGCCCAAAAGGAAUUCUUUUUGAAAUUAAGAUGAGAUGUAAUCUUCGGUGCUUGUCUCUCUGUGUGAGAGACUUGAAAUGGAUGAGAAACCACAUAGUGGCCCCUCUAACAGAAGAGUUGGUGUUCCGUGCCUGCAUGUUGCCUGUGCUUGUGCCUUGCACUGGGCCCACUGCUGCCAUUUUUAUUUGCCCAUUGUUUUUUGGUGUGGCCCAUUUUCACCACAUCACUGAACAGCUGCGUUCUGGAUGUGACACUUGGGGUGACAUCUUAAUUACUGCAGUUUUUCAGUUUGCUUACACCUAUGUCUUUGGAAUCUACUCUGCCUUCAUAUUUAUCCGAACAGGCCAUCUGCUUGCACCAGUACUGUGUCAUUCCUUCUGCAACUGCAUGGGUUUCCCAGAGUUCGGAAGGGCCCUGAAGCACCCCCUGCGCCCUGUGCUCCUGUUCUGUUACCAGCUGGGGGUUGCACUCUUCCUGCUUUGCCUCCUCCCCCUGACUGACCCUUUCUUCUAUGGCGUGACACCCAUCUGCACAUUAUUCCUUAAUCCCCGGGCCUUCUGCUCCUGACAAACAUGAAUGAAAGUAAAGUAUGACUGGAUUUGAGAGAAUGAGAUGUGAACUGUCCAGAAGAUAAAACAGUCGAUUAGUUACCUGAUGGUUUUACCACCAGGUCAUCAAUAAUCCAUGUACAGUACAGGAAAGUACAAAAACACAUUGGUACUUUUGUAGCUUUUGUAUUUUGCUAUGGUUGAGCAGUUACAAACAUUUUUCUCUACCUAGGCAGCCCAUUUCAAUAGAUGCAAGUCAAAUUAGAGCUAGAAAUGUCAUUGAAUUAGUCAGGGUAGUAGUCAGGGUAAUGAUGAAAGUACUUUUCUAUCUUCAUUUUACAUCCAGAAUAGUUAUCUAUUGGAUGUUGACAGAUACUGGCCUGUAUCCCUCAUAUGACUUUUCAGUUAACAGUUAUGUCUCUCUUCCUUUCAAAUAAUAAGUUCACCAUGAAUCCAAUUACAAAUAUAUAAUGUAUAUAAAU
Messenger RNA from Alosa sapidissima (American shad), 1322 nucleotides. RefSeq names its product CAAX prenyl protease 2. Lineage: Eukaryota; Metazoa; Chordata; Actinopteri; Clupeiformes; Clupeidae. The transcript has 8 exons. Gene Ontology annotation, biological process: CAAX-box protein processing. The record is from RefSeq and is a predicted model, not a curated record. Gene Ontology annotation, cellular component: endoplasmic reticulum membrane. Bases 251 to 859 code for a protein of 202 amino acids. Gene Ontology annotation, molecular function: metalloendopeptidase activity.